AAUACUCUUCUUGUGGAGAUCCCACCCUACAGGAACCAGAGAAUAUCCAGUCCUGUGCAAGUCAACUUCUACGUUUGCAACGGCAAGAGGAAGAGGAGCCAGUACCAGCGCUUCACCUACGUGCCUGCAAACGUACCAAUAAUAAAAACCGAGCCCACUGAUGAGUAUGAUUCUCUUGGGAGUGUCGGGCUGUCUAUGCAUUCAAAGCCCUACUACGGCCAGCCCAGGCUGACGUCCAUCAUGCCUGUUGCUGAACCUGACCCCUGCCUGGUUGGUGGCUACCCUCCUUGUCCGCCCCGCCACGCUGCCAUGCCACCGUCGUCUCCCAGCUCAAGCCCCACCCUGCACGAUCUGUCCCCUGUUGCAUACAACAAAUGCCUCCCCAACAGCCCAACUCAUGCCGCACCACCAGGCACCGUAGCGCCCCCCAUUCAGGAGACCCCUUGCUGUCCAAGCCUUCCACACCCGACGUCGCCAGAUCACAACUCUUCCCUAGCGGUGCUCCACUCUCAGGGCAGCCCGGGCUCCCUUGGUUAUCACCAUUCCGUCUAUGCCAACAGCAGUUCCUCGUCCUCCCCAGUGUCUCACCCUUCCACUCCUGGCGGUCCAGCGGAGCCACCAUUUUUUCAAGCUUACAGCCCCAGCCAGGCAGAAGCUUCAGGCAGCUCAGCCCAAGUUGCAGGAAGUCCGCCCAGCCUGCUAGCUGAAGACACCACUACGCCAUCAAUGGACAUUACCAUCAAGCAAGAGCCCCAGGAACUGGAUCAGAUGUAUCUCGAUGAUG
Poecilia reticulata (guppy) is the source of this 784-nucleotide messenger RNA. The record is from RefSeq and is a predicted model, not a curated record. Lineage: Eukaryota; Metazoa; Chordata; Actinopteri; Cyprinodontiformes; Poeciliidae.